Messenger RNA from Oldenlandia corymbosa var. corymbosa, 1836 nucleotides. NCBI's taxonomy places the organism in Eukaryota, Viridiplantae, Streptophyta, Magnoliopsida, Gentianales, Rubiaceae. The record is from the annotation of a GenBank genome assembly.
AUAAAAAUUUUAUUUUGUCAACGUCUUUAAUCGGUUAAGAGAGAAAUAAUAAUCAAGAAAAAGCUGAAGGGGAGAAAAAUUGAAGUAUAGUGGCGACCUUAUUGCAGAAGGAGAGGAUCGAAACAGUCUUCUCCAAUCGUUCUUGACGUCUAUUUUACCGGGUCUUGGAGGGGUUUUAAGCCAGAGUAAUCUCGACGAAGAAGAAAUUUCGGAUAUGGCUUCCAGAGUCGCUGUUCAUCAGGGUCCCAAUCCCAAAGCCAAUUUAGGUGCAGGAAAGCAGAAGAUUGUGCAAGCAGAUGGAAAGAAUCGCCGAGCUCUUAGAGAUAUUGGAAACCUCGUACCAGUUCCUGCUGCAGGUGGGAAAACCCGGAUAAGUCGACCCGCGACAAGGGAUGGGAAGGUACUGGUCAAUGGUGGAAAACCUGCAGACAAGCACAACAAGAAAGCAAUUGCUGACGGAGCACCUGGAAAUGUUAGGAAGGAUGCUGUUAAGGUGAAACCUGAUGAAGUAACUGUAAUUAACUCUGAUAAGGAACAAGUUGACUGCAGAGAGGAAUUUCUGAGGAAUGGAAUUAACAGGGCUGGUGGAAAGAGUGGAAGAACCUACACUUCUACCCUACUAGCUAGAAGCAAGGUUGCAUGUGGGAUGGCAAACAAACCUAAUGAUUCAAUAGUGGACAUUGAUGCGGAAGAUGUCAAUAAUGAACUGGCUGUUGUUGAGUAUGUGGAGGAUAUGUACAAUUUCUACAAGGAAAUUGAGGAAUGUGGCCUUGUUAAAGACUACAUGGGUUUACAGCCUGACAUCAAUGCCAGAAUGAGGGCUAUUCUUGUGGACUGGUUGAUAGAAGUUCAUCGGAAGUUUGAACUGAUGCCCGAAACUCUAUAUCUAACUGUCAACAUAAUGGAUCGAUUCCUUGCAAUGAAGACUACUCCAAGAACAGAACUUCAGUUAGUUGGCUUGGCCUCUAUGCUGUUGGCUUGCAAAUAUGAAGAAAUUUGGGCACCAGAGGCUAAUGAUUUCAUAGCUAUAUCUCACAAUGCUUAUGUGAGGAACCAAUUGCUAGCCAUGGAGAAAUCAAUUCUGCGUAAACUAAGGUGGAAUUUGACAAUUCCAACGCCGUAUGUCUUUCUGGUUCGAUACACAAAGGCUUCUUUACCAUAUGAUUCGCAGGUCGAGAACAUGGUGUUUUUCUUGGCUGAGCUUGGUUUGGGGAACUAUUCGACCGCCAUACUUUAUCGCCCUUCGAUGUUAGCAGCCUCCACAGUUUACGCAGCUCGUUGCACUCUCAACAAGACUCCAUUAUGGACAGAAACACUGAAGCACCAGACUAGAUAUUCUGAAGACCAGUUAAUUGACUGUGCUAAGCUCUUGGUGAGCUUCCACUCUGAGUGUGGUGCUGCAGGAAACAAACUCAAGGCAGCUUACACUAAAUAUUCAAGUCCAGACAGAGGAGCUGUUGCACUGUUUCCACCUGCAAAAUGUCUUCUUUCAGUAAAGGCUUCCUCAUCUUGAAUCAACUCCUCUAUGAGUUAUGAUCAUAAACCUUAGUGUCAUAUCAGCGCUGAUAACACGAAAUCCAGCACUAUGUUAUCUUGGUUACUUACUACAAACUAGCCUAUAUAUAUGUAUAUAUCUUAGUUUGAUUUGCUGAUUGAAUUGAUACAUCUGUGUGUAAAUAUAACACAUUUAGGUACAUGUAGUUAGUACUACAAGGCCUCCUACUGUGUAAUUUGUUUGAUUUUCGAGGUCGGGAUGAUAUCAUACUGCGUAAAAAGUUGACACAAUUCGUUAAUUGAGAUUCGUUUCUCAUGUAUAAAUGACGAUAUGCGGCUGAG